CAUCUGUCCAAGAUUCCAAGACAGUAUUGAAUUCAUCAAGAUUCUUCCAUCAUCAUGGCUUCCACAACUCGAGGCCCUAUUCUCUCUCAUAUCCUCAUCCUCCUUGUUGCUAUGCUUAACCUGUGCAUUUUGUCCUACGAUGCAAGCAUGAUCAACAACUUGAACAAAGUCAAACCGUACUAUGACUAUUUCAACCUCAAUAGCGACAUUGUCGGUCUCAACGGCGCUAUUAUUAGUGCUGGAUGCAUUGUUGGCGGCCCGCUUGUUGGCCCUAUCGUUGAUCGCUGGGGACGGAAAGCCGGCCUGCUGAUGGGCUCACUCAUCGUCGGUCGCUUCAUCAUCGGUGUCGCUACUCUGGUAAACGGUUCUAUCGCACCCAUGUGGGUGAUGGAGUUGGCUUCACCAAAGUACAGAUCUGCGCUAUCAAACUCCGUCGUUACGUCCGUACCAUUUACCUCGUUUCUUGUAUCGUGCAUGACUCUAGGAAUACAUAAUGCGAAGUCCGACUGGGCAUGGAGAGGAAUCAUGUUUGCCACCGAGAUCCUCGCUCGGCUACAUUCGAACGGCAAUCAUGAACAUCCCGUGAUUGUGGCAGAGAUACAGGAGAUUCUCGGUGCUUUGGAGCAAGAGAAAAAGACCAACGGAGGUUGGAAAGAGCUAAUAUGGCCCGUCCCCAACUUGAAGAGGUUCAGCAUCUCUGUCCUGGUGAAUAUAUUUUACCAAAUCUUAGGAGGAAACAUGAUCCUGUAUUUCUCUUCCUCUAUAAUAGGAAACCUCCGAAUCGAGAACCCUGCAACUGUCAUCAAGAUCAACAUGGGACUGUUGUUAUUCAAAACCCUCUGCAGCGUGGGUGGCGUAUUUAUUAUCGACUGGAUCGGGGUUCGCAAGCCUCUUAUCGCUGGCACGUCCGCCAUCGUGGCUCUUUUCGGUCUUCUCGCCGGUUUAUCAUACCUUGCCGAUAUCCAUCCUGAUAUCCCCGGAUAUGCUAUCAGCGCUCUGAUUGUUGUAGCAUUGUUCCUCCUAGCGGUCUCUACCAGCUGGAUGCUUCUUGCCUAUACAUACCCUAUUGAGGUCCUCAAAUACUCUCAACGAGCCAAGGGUGUAGUAGUUGCUCAGGCUAUCGGUUAUGCUUUCAGUUUCCUGAACCUCUAUACUGCGCCAGUGGCUAUCGAGAAGAUUGCUUGGCGAUACUACGCAAUUAAUGGCGGGUGGGACCUCGGAAUAUUGCUCAUUGUAGUAUUGAUGUUUGUUGAGACCAAAGGCAGGACUCUAGAGGAGAUGGAUGAACUAUUUGAAGGCGUGGGUUAUAAUGAUGGUAUGACGAUUGGGCAAAACACUGUUGCUAGACUGGAACAGGAGGAAAGUGCUGGCACUGGAAGCAUUAAUAAGAGCCGUUCUACGACCUCCGUUGAUACAGACUAA
Fusarium oxysporum Fo47 is the source of this 1422-nucleotide messenger RNA. RefSeq names its product major facilitator superfamily domain-containing protein. The coding region runs from base 55 to 1422 and encodes 455 amino acids. NCBI's taxonomy places the organism in Eukaryota, Fungi, Ascomycota, Sordariomycetes, Hypocreales, Nectriaceae. Gene Ontology annotation, cellular component: membrane. The record is from RefSeq and is a predicted model, not a curated record. The transcript has 8 exons. Gene Ontology annotation, molecular function: carbohydrate:proton symporter activity. Gene Ontology annotation, biological process: carbohydrate transport; transmembrane transport.